GUUAUCUUUGAAUAAGGGUACGAAUAUUGUUAUCGAUAAAUGGAAAAGACGAGUUAUUAAAAUCGAUGAGCUAAAUAGUUCGCUCUCAUUCAGCUAGCACUGGACACCCUUUGGAAGAAAGGAUACUAUUUUUUCUCGAUCAUGAUGUCGGGUGAAUAAUAGUUGCCGCUUAUUUUUGGUCUGCCCGUUUUGUUGUGCUUAAAUUUUUUUUUCUUUUUUUUUUUUCCAGCUUACUUUAACGUUACAGAAUAGAGACGUUGUUUAUUGUCUAAGAAAAGCAGAAAAGAAUACUGAACGGUUACUGAGAACGACCGACAUAUGGUGGUGACACUUUUUAACCAGACCUGCUCGAAUUGUUCAACCAGUCUACCCCUUUUGAAAACAACUGCAACGACAAAAGGAUACACUGACCUCAGUGAAUUCUUAACAAGAGAUUUAGCUAUCAUUCUCUCGAUAAUCAGCUCCUUGGCGUGUAUGAUAGGAUGCCUGGGAAACUCUUUGGUCAUGCUCGCCGUACAGCGAAAUGAAACUUUUCGCUCGUUACCAGACCUUUUCAUCACGAGCUUAGCUGUCUCCGACUUCUUCGUGUGCGCACUGUAUUUACCUAUGCGCGUUUAUUACUUCUCCCGUAGCAUCAGCGAAAAUGGAGGCAGCAAAGCUUUUGAUUACGCGAUAAGUUUCCUCGGACACAUGUCUAUGGUAGCUUCCGCUUCAAACAUGUUUGCAGUCACAAUUGAUCGCAUCAUUGCAAUCAGAUUCCCGUUUAAGUACGUUUUUAUGACAACCAAACAUGCUGUGGUUCAAAUACUGCUCGUGUGGAUAGUCUCUCUUGCAUUUGGUGUCCUAUAUGCUCCUAAAUCAGUGUCCAACAUGUACAUCGCCCUUUAUUGUUCAGCUCUCCUAAUGGCAACAAUAGUCAUGUACAUCUAUAUUUUCAUCAUUGCUAAACGUGCAGAAAACAGGAUUCAGAACACGCAGUCAACACUGGACAGGACUGUGGCUGAGAGGAAAGUAGCCAAAACAGUUUUCACUGUCGUGGGAGCGUACGCUUUGUGUUGGCUGCCCAUGCUUCUUCUCCCAGCAAUCGCCAACCCUUCAUCGAACCCAGCUCAGUUUGGUAAAGGAUUUUUCUGGGCUCAAACCUUUCUGGCCAGCAAUUCAGCAAUUAAUCCUUACAUCUAUUGUAUGAGAAGCAAGAAAUAUCGUGUGGCAUUUGGUAAAAUUCUGCGAAUACAGCAUUGGAUUGGUCAUUAAUAAUAGAUAUGAAAGCAAAACGUGCAAAUUGUAACUUCGAGUCAGCUACCUCACUAUCCAUUUUUCAUCAGAGAUGAGCGGAUUUUAUUUGCUUCAACAAACAGAUAACAUGUUAAAUAGACUCUAACUAUGAUAUAUGCGAUAAACUUGGAAGUAGCGUCCGAUAAAUGUUAUUGUGGAAAUACUCUUAAUUCGCCACAGUGUUGUAUUUUAUCGACACUAGUUUCUAAGAAGCUGAGAAAACAUAGAAAAUUUGUCCUAACUGAAAACAAGUAUAAUUUAUCCUACAGGACUCUAUAGCUCUUCCCGUAAACAGGAUCAUUUAAAAAGCAUUGGAUUUGACUGUUUGACAAAGCCAUAUCCCAAAGAAAAAACUGUAAAGUUGCGAAAAAACCGAUGGCAGAUUUUCCGAGACCGUUCCCAAAAGCUUUUUAACGGGAUUUCCCCUUAACAUUAAUAUAAUUCCAGCGAUUGCCACGCCACGCCUCAAUUUUAAAUCUCACUCUUUUGGUAAUUACAUGCGAGAGAAUCUUUCGGUUUCAAAGGGGAGUAAUUGGUUUUUGAGAGCUCUGAUUAGUAGCCGGUUAGGAUCGGUUAUUGAAACGGGGUCUAAUUUGAGCGCGGUUUUUGACGAUCAAUGGACCUCGAAAGUUCUUCAUAAGUGGGGCUUUUGGAGUAAUUAGAUCUACCUUUUAGUGCUGAGUUAAAUAGGAGCCUUUUUGACAGAGUCACAAAAACUCAACGUUUAGGUUAUAUUUUCCGCUUGAUCUAAGAUUGCUUAGAGCGCGGUUUGGAUAGAGAAGGGUUAAACUUUGUUUUAAAAACCGGCCCUUCGAGUUUGGAAAAACUGUAUCCAGCCACCUUUAAGAUAAAAAUAGUUGUUCAACAGCCAUGGAAAUUCUAUCUUUAAGAUGCAUUUAUCUCAAAAUGUAAAUAUACCUCACGUGAUUAAGCGGGAAAAAUAAAGCUUAAUAAUUUAGAAUGGGUUGAAAAGCCCAAAUGUAGUUAUACAAAGCCGAACUGUCCAAAAGUUCGGCGUCACCCACUCAAUAUUAUGCAAGAACAAAUAAGAUCAGCAUUUGAAAAAGACGUCUUAUUCCUAAAGUCUCUUACUAAGAGAUAUUUGUUACUAAAUUUCAAAUCGAAAGGAAAGGUAAAGAGACCGAUUACUAUGUAACACAAGAAAGAAAUGUUAGAUUUAUUCACUUUACCAGUGAGAAUAUUAUUUCAAAACUUUACAGCAUUCGUAAAAUAUAAAAAAUCAAUUCUAAAACAUCUCGCAGUUUCCGCUUACAACAGGUUUUGGGUCUCGAUUGUCAACGUCCUUUAUCGCUUAAAAGAGGUGUCCGUCUAAUGUACAGUUUUUGUUUUACAAUAAAUUUGGAAAGACAA
Molecule: messenger RNA, 2646 nt
Organism: Stylophora pistillata
Lineage: Eukaryota; Metazoa; Cnidaria; Anthozoa; Scleractinia; Pocilloporidae
Product: histamine H2 receptor-like
Biological process (GO): G protein-coupled receptor signaling pathway
Cellular component (GO): plasma membrane
Molecular function (GO): G protein-coupled receptor activity
Source: RefSeq, a predicted model, not a curated record